Messenger RNA from Colletotrichum abscissum, 1701 nucleotides. RefSeq lists its product as uncharacterized. The transcript has 2 exons. Gene Ontology annotation, molecular function: carbohydrate:proton symporter activity. NCBI's taxonomy places the organism in Eukaryota, Fungi, Ascomycota, Sordariomycetes, Glomerellales, Glomerellaceae. The record is from RefSeq and is a predicted model, not a curated record. Gene Ontology annotation, cellular component: membrane. Bases 1 to 1701 code for a protein of 566 amino acids. Gene Ontology annotation, biological process: carbohydrate transport; transmembrane transport.
AUGGCCGACAACGAAAAGGGACUGCCUGAGACUUUGGCUAAGGCCCGGUCCGGGUCCGUCGAUCAUGCAGAAUACGGCACAUACACUCCCGAUAUUGCUCUGAUCCAAGCUGCCGCGGCCGCCAGCGAAGAAGAGACGAGGCUGCCCCGCAAGGAGCUCAUAUCACGAUAUCUGCCAGCUGCCAUUUACAGCAUGCUCCUGAGUAUGGCCCUGAUCAUGGAGGGCAUGGACGUUGGUCUCGUCAACAACUUCUUUGGACAAAAGGCGUAUUUGAGGAGGUUCGGUUGGCCAGAUGCCAAUGGCAAGCAACACAUCCCGACAUCAUGGCAGGCUGCCAUCGGCAAUGGCAACAAUUUGGGAAGCAUCAUCGGACUGCUUCUGAACGGCUGGCUUCAGUCUCGCUAUGGCUCCCGACGAGUCUACAUGGGUGCCAUGGCACUCAUGGGCGGGACAAUCUUUUCACUGUUCUUCGCAGUUAACGUCCAAAUGCUUUUCGCCGCCAACAUCUUGUGCGGCAUUCCCUGGGGUAUCUUUCAGACCCUGACUACUGCAUACGCUGCCGAGAUUUGCCCUGCUGCUAUGCGAGGAUACCUCACCGCAUGGGUUUCCAUGUGUUGGGGAUGUGGCUCCUUCCUUGCCGCCGGUGUUCUCCGUGGUUCACUGGGACUUCAGGGAGACUUGGCAUGGAAGAUCCCUUACGCUCUCCAAUGGGUUUGGGUGGUGCCUCUAUUCACUGUUGGCUUUUUUGCCCCGGAAAGCCCAUGGUACCUCGUUCGCCGUGGUCGCAUUGAAGAAGCCGAAAAGUCGCUACGCCGUCUUGCACGCAAGAACUUCUAUACUGAGCAGACCAUGGCUCAAACAUUGGCUCUCAUGAGACACACUAACGAAAUGGAAAAGAUCGAGUCAGCUGGCGCCAGUUACCGCGACUGUUUCCAUGGAACCAACUUGCGCCGCACAGGCAUCGUGGCCAUGGCCUGGCUUAUUCAGAUUCUCAAUGGCCAGGCCAUCUGCGCCUACGCUACCAUCUUCUUGCAAUCAGCCGGUAUGCCAGAAGUCCGAGCAUUUGACUUCAGCAUGGGUAUCCAGUCAGGCAAUAUUGUGGGCACCGCCAUUGCCAUUUCCCUAAUGGGCAAAGUCGGGCGUCGCGUCUUCUUCUUCUGGGGUUCCUCAAUCAUCGGUCUCCUCAUGCUCGUCAUUGGCAUCCUAGGCUUCAUUCCAGGGAAGACCAAUGUUGCUCUGGCUGUGGCUGUCGUCAUGAUCAUUGUUAACCUGACGUUCAAACUGUCGCUGGGCCCGACAACAUACACCAUUGUGGGCGAAAUGUCCUCCAGUCGUGUGCGUGCUCAGACCAUCGUUCUCGGACGCGCUAUCUACGUCGUGGGCCAAAUUGUCGUACAGCAGCUCAACCCUCGCAUGCUCAACUCCAGCAGUGACUCUUGGAAUUGGGGUGCGAAGACUGGCUUGUUCUACUUCGGACUUUGCUGCAUUUGGGCUGUGCUGAUCUUCUUCUUCCUCCCUGAGACGAAGAACCGCACAUUCGCAGAGCUGGACUACUUGUUCCAGAAGAGGACUCCGGCUCGCCAAUUCGCGACCACACCCGUUGAUUUAUUCGAGUUGACCGGAGGCGAUACCAGCGCCAAGAAGCUCGACGAUGAUGACCUCAACAGGAACGUUGGUGAGCUGCACGUGAAGGGAAUCUAG